AUGGCGGCACCCAAUCAGAGGGGUGGCAGCGGCCGGAAGAAGACCGUAAUCCGCCGGAUCGAGCAGCAGGAUGCCCGGCAAGUCUCCUACGCCAAGCGCCGAGUGGGCCUCUUCAACAAGGCCAGCGAGCUGUCUGUGCUCACGGGCGCCCAGCUGGCCGCCCUCGCCUUCCCUCCCGGCGGCAAGGUAUUCUCCUUCGGCCACCCCUCCGUCGACCCCGUCGUAGAACGCUUCCUAGCGGGGGAAGGUCUGGGUGCUUGCCCGAUGGCGCAGGGCGCUGCCAAUGGCCGUUUCCUGGCGGCGGAGGGUGCCGGGGCCGGCGCGGGGGAGGGCGCUGCCGACGAAGACAACGUGAAGAGGCUGGCCCAGCAGCUCGCCGAGAUGCGCACGGAGCUGAGGGAGGUGAAGAAGCAGACGAAGCGCAUCGACAAGGCCAUGGCUAAGGAGCGCGCCGCGGGGGACCAGAUUGCGGCGUGGGUCGACCCGAAGGCGCGCGACAUGGGGGACGAGGACAUGGCGGCCUUCUUUGCCACGCUUCUGAAGGUAAAGACCGACGUCUCCGACCGGGGAUGGAGACAGAGUUACAGCAAUGGCUUAUGGCGAUGCCGCCACCGGAGUUCCCUGCCGGGUUGGAGAUGGCGCAGCAGGUGCUUGAGCCGAACGCCGAAGAAGAGGAGAUCUAAACCCGUGUCCAUCGGUUCCAGUAAAAUCAUUCAUGCAUGGACGAUAGUUCCUCAAUCUGUUUGUCGUCAGUAGCAAUUUUUAAUUUUUU
Molecule: messenger RNA, 772 nt
Organism: Triticum aestivum (bread wheat)
Lineage: Eukaryota; Viridiplantae; Streptophyta; Magnoliopsida; Poales; Poaceae
Product: agamous-like MADS-box protein AGL61
Exons: 1
Coding region: 1-756 (251 amino acids)
Biological process (GO): regulation of transcription by RNA polymerase II
Molecular function (GO): RNA polymerase II cis-regulatory region sequence-specific DNA binding; protein dimerization activity; DNA-binding transcription factor activity, RNA polymerase II-specific
Source: RefSeq, a predicted model, not a curated record